Molecule: messenger RNA, 1803 nt
Organism: Metarhizium brunneum ARSEF 3297
Lineage: Eukaryota; Fungi; Ascomycota; Sordariomycetes; Hypocreales; Clavicipitaceae
Source: RefSeq, a predicted model, not a curated record
AUGGGACAAGACACCGACGCCCAAGGCCAUGGUGAUGGCCAUGUUGCCUUGCCCGUCCGAGGUGGCUUCCGAAGCCAUGACGAACAAAUGCACGCCCCCGAAUCUGCAGACGACGAUUUCAAUUCCUUAAUGGCCUCGUCCAUGGCCACGCUGCUCAACACCGCCUCGAGCCCCGUGUCUCCUGGCCAGUCGAGUCCUCCGCUGGACCAAGUCAAGAACUCCUUCUUUGUCCCACCAGCGAGGCCGAGCAGCACGCCCUUUCCGCUCCCCGAUAACCGCGGCACUCGCGUGUGCUGCCUCGACGACUCUGACUAUGGCACCGACAUCGAAAUGUUCAACGAGUCCAGCUCGUCCGCGACCGAGAAUACCAUGGCCCAUGCCUCACGUGCCACGCCAUUUGACGAGCUGCCAACUGAAGUCCACGAAGCCAUUCUGGACCACCUCUUUGGUUACUGCAUUUCGCCAACCUCUAGCAGUGCCAUGAGAAUAUCCAGCCUAGCCAAGUGCUGGAGCGGUGCCCAACGACACUGCCGCAGGCGAGAACUCGCUGAUUUGGCUCUGGUAAACCAAGUAUGGAGAGUUCUGGUCCAGCAGCGUCUCUACCGCCACGUCAAGCUCAAGGCCACCAUCGAAUCCAUUGAAAAUGCAAUGAUGCACCUGGCCGACAAACCGCACCUGUCAUGCCACAUCAAGCACGUCGAAGUUUGGUUCCCUGUGUUUCAGCCUACCUUUGGCCCACUCGCCCUGUCAAAUACCCUCGUCCUCCCAACCGUGACGUCCGACGGGCUCACAAAUGCCACCUAUACCCUGCCGGCAAACAACUGCACGCUGGACGAGGUCUUUCGAUUUGUAUCCCUGGCACUGCCUUGCGUGCAGGUCUUGUCUUUGGAGGGCGGCGAACGAAGAAAAGCACCCAAGGUGGUUUGCUUCCGCCACCAAGAGCACCUGCUCUCCGGACGGGCGCUGGAGCCUGUCCCGACAGUGAGGACGCUCGUGACGAGGGGGCAAUGGAAUCUGAUGAGAGAGACCGGCGACUUCCACGCCAUCCUGGGUGCUUUGCCAAAUCUAAAGGAGUGGCAGGCCUCAUACAGCAAGCCAAAAUCCAAGAGCUACAUUACCAUGUCCGAAUUCGUGCCGUCUUUACCCAUGCGCAUCACCAGUUUUAACCUGUGCCUCGAGAAUGACUACAGAAGGGAGGGUGUGAUGCCCGCAUUCUACGCCAAAGUAGCAAUGAAGACGCACAUCUGCGCCAGGAUGGCCGAGGUCACCACUCGGCUGGAGCACUUUUCAUAUACCGGCCGCGUCUGCCACCGUUUUUUUGACAUGGCUGGCCGGCUUGCAAAUCCAAUGACCACAAGGUUGAGGUCAAUUGACUUGACUGUCAAGAAUUGUUGUCGCCACUCGAGCAGCUAUCACGAUUCUGGAUCCGGAAUACAGGAAUUGGGCUUUAUCGAGGCCUUUGAACGAUUGGUUUUAUCUGCGGUGAGGUCCUUGGACAAGUUCAAAGAGGUCGAGUACCUCCGGAUCCGCUUCGUAGAUUUAGAUUCCAUCCUGCCGCCACUGAACCCAUACUUUCUCAUGGCGAACGGAGAGUGCUCAGGCGUCUGGAGUGACGCGAUUGUGGCGGAACUCUCGCGAGUUCGGCCCAGAGUCCAGUUCACCGAACUCUGCGAGAGUUUCGGCAAUAUUUCGUACAGCAAGGACGGAAGGAUGGUGAUUAUGCCCGAGUACCCACGGACACGGAUAUCCUCCUUGAAGCUUUCCAACUAUCGAUCGCUCGCAACGAGAAUCACAAUCCAGUAA